This is a messenger RNA of Nannospalax galili (Upper Galilee mountains blind mole rat), 945 nucleotides long. Its product is annotated as olfactory receptor 1D2. Gene Ontology annotation, molecular function: G protein-coupled receptor activity; olfactory receptor activity. Gene Ontology annotation, biological process: G protein-coupled receptor signaling pathway. Gene Ontology annotation, cellular component: membrane. Bases 1 to 945 code for a protein of 314 amino acids. NCBI's taxonomy places the organism in Eukaryota, Metazoa, Chordata, Mammalia, Rodentia, Spalacidae. The transcript has a single exon. The record is from RefSeq and is a predicted model, not a curated record.
AUGGAUGGAAGCAACCAGUCUUCGGACUCCGAGUUCCUACUCAUAGGGCUUUCAGAGAUUCCUGAGCAGCAGCAGAUUCAGUUUUGGGUGUUCCUGUCCAUGUACCUGGCCACAGUGGUGGGAAAUGUGCUCAUCAUCCUGGCCAUCGGCUCUGACUCCCGCCUGCACACUCCCAUGUACUUCUUCCUAGCCAACCUCUCUUUCACCGACCUCUUCUUUGUCACCAACACCAUCCCCAAGAUGCUGGUGAACCUUCAGUCCCAGAACAAAGCCGUCUCCUACACAGGAUGUCUGACACAGCUCUACUUCCUGGUGUCCUUGGUGGCCCUGGACAACCUCAUCCUGGCCACGAUGGCAUAUGACCGUUAUGUGGCCAUCUGCCGCCCCCUCCAUUAUGCCAUAGCCAUGAGUCCUAAGCUCUGUGUCUUGCUCCUCACCUUGUGCUGGGCCCUUUCUAUCCUAUACGGCCUCAUCCACACUCUUCUCAUGACCAGGGUGACUUUUUGUAGAUUCCGGAAAAUCCAUUACCUCUUCUGUGAAGUGUACGUCCUGCUGAGGCUUGCGUGCUCUGACACCCACAUCAAUCACACGGUGCUGAUUGCCACAGGCUGCUUCAUCUUCCUCACUCCUUUUGGAUUCAUGAUCAUGUCCUAUAUCUGGAUUGUCAGAGCUAUCCUCAGAAUUCCUUCUGCCUCUAACAAAUACAAAGCCUUUUCUACUUGUGCUUCCCAUCUGGCUGUGGUGUCCCUCUUCUAUGGGACCCUCUGUAUGGUGUAUUUGCAGCCGCUGAAGACAUACUCUAUGAAGGACUCAGUAGCCACUGUGAUGUAUGCAGUGGUGACCCCCAUGAUGAACCCUUUCAUCUACAGCCUGAGGAACAAGGAUAUGCACAGGGCUCUAGGAAGACUGCUGAAGAAACCCUUUCAAGAGGUUAACAUGAGGUAA